AUGCAUCAGCCUCGCCGUAAAAAGCCGUCAUUCUCGUCCUCGCUUCUCGACUCCAUUUAUCAGUCCAUCGACGAAUCUAAAGGUGGAAAAGAACAACAAAAAAUCAAAGAUUUUGAUCUCCACAGGAAAAACAAUGCUACACAAGCUGAAAAUGAAAUUGAAAGUUUUCGACGAGCAAUCAUGAUCGAAAAAUGGAUGGAGAAUUACAGCAGCAGUAGCAGCGCUCCAACUCCAAGGCAUUUCGCAUCGAAUUCUGGCUCAUCGACGGAUUCGAGCAUCUUUUCUUCAUCUUCCAAAUCCACACCAAAAUCAUCAGUUGUUUCCAUUGACCAGAAACUGAAACAAAAACAAGAUCAAGUACCUGUCAUAGAGAAACCUGGUAAGAUUUUACAGUAUGAGAAUACAACAAAUCGACAAGAUAGAUUCGCGAAAACCAAAUUACGAGCAUUGAAGAUUUACGGAGACUUGAAGAAGGUGAAAGAGCCCAUUUCACCAGGCCGUAAACUUACAAACUUUUUAAACUCCAUUUUCAGCCCAAGAAAGUUGAAGAAAAAUCAGGUUAUGGAGGAAUGGAGUUCAGUGAGGAAGUCCAGAUCAGUGAAAGACACAACAACAUGUUCACUGGCUUCAAGAUCUUGCUUAAGGCAAACACCAUCUUCAUCAAGAGGUAAUAAAUCCAAGAGGUCUGUUAGAUUUGGUCCUGUUAGUGAGGUUGUAGACGAAGAUUCUCCACACGUUACGAACAGUUAUCUCUCGAGCACAGGUUUAAGUUCAACACGAGCACGUGGACGGAAAAGUAUAUAUGAUUAUGAUUAUUCAAGUGCUGCACCAAUUCCAAAUGUUGGCAGCCAAUUCAUCAAGAAGAACAUUGAGAGUUUGAGACUUCAAGAGGUGAAGAAUUUGAGUAAACAUGGAUUCAGAGAACAAUUUUAUGAGAAUGAGAGUGAUUUGGAUAAUAAGAGUUGUACUAGUUCUGAUCUAUUUGAGCUUGAUCACACUGUCAGGGUUGGAAUUGGAGCAUAUGAACAAGAAUUGCCAGUGUAUGGAACCACAAGUCUUAAGGCAAUUGCUAGUGGAUUUGUUAUGUAG
Fraxinus pennsylvanica is the source of this 1089-nucleotide messenger RNA. The record is from the annotation of a GenBank genome assembly. NCBI's taxonomy places the organism in Eukaryota, Viridiplantae, Streptophyta, Magnoliopsida, Lamiales, Oleaceae.